GCAGUUAGGAUUUCCAAAUAUCAUGUCCAAUUCCGUAGACUUGACACCAGCUCAGCACAAAGAUAGAUGUAUGAAGCUAGAAUAUUUUAUAGAGUCACAAAGAGAACUUUGUUCCAGAUAUGAUAGAAUAUUACCAAUUUUAGGAAUUGGAGCUCGACUUGCCAUGGAAGAAUGCCAGAACCAAUUUUCAUUCAGCAGGUGGAACUGCACUACGUUUCCCGAAAGAAAUAACACAUUUGGAAAUGUUGUCACAGUUAGGAGUAGAGAAGCUGCCUACCUUUCAGCAAUAUCAGCAGCUAGUGUGGCAUACACAGUUACAAGAGCGUGUUCAAAAGGCGAUUUGUCCGAAUACUGCUCUUGUGACAACAAGAUAAAGAGGAAGAAAUCCCAAAAAUGGAAAUGGGGUGGAUGUUCGGACGACAUCAAGUAUGGUGAAAAUUUCAGCAGGCAGUUCCUAGACGUCCGCGAGGACCCAAACACAGCCAUGGGUUUGAUGAACCUACACAACAACGAAGCUGGAAGGAGAAGUGUACGGUCACGAAUGCAACAUACAUGCAAGUGUCACGGGGUGUCGGGAUCCUGCAGUAUGAAAAUAUGUUGGAAACGGCUCCCGGCCUUCAAGAAAGUCGCAGAAGGUCUGUUUCAGAGGUACGAGGGAGCUUCCCACGUCAAAUUUGUAGAGAGGCGGAGGAAAAAAUUGAAAGCCAUAAGCCCGGAUCUGAAGAAGCCCAAUAGGACGGAUCUCGUCUACUUGGACGAUUCUCCGGAUUACUGCGAGAAAAAUGAAACGCUAAAUAUCCUGGGUACUAGAGGAAGAAUAUGCAAUCGGACCAGUCAGGGAAUGGACGGCUGUCGACUGCUUUGCUGCGGAAGAGGUUACCAAACCAGGGUGCGAGAGGUGGAGGAAAAAUGCAAGUGUCAAUUUAUUUGGUGUUGCAACGUUGUUUGUGAUAUAUGCAGAUCUAGAAAGGAGGAGCACGUCUGCAACUAAGUGUGUACAAAUGGCGAACGACUGAAAAGUACCAUUGGAUGUUGAUAUAUCCAAAAGUCCAAACGAAAUGUAUUUAUUGAACAACAUUUGAGAUGUGACUUCAGUUCUGUUUUAUUAUUUGGGAAGGAAGGAAAAUGAUGCAAGUGAGGAGAAUCCUCUGUCGGUAAAUGGAUGAUUUUACCGAUCUGCCCAUCAGUAAUUAGGAAAAAAAACUAAAAAAUCGAUGUUUAGAAAUAUGUACUAAAUUAAAGAGGUGUUUGGUAUUGAGCAUGGACAUUCCAUUAGAAGAUAAAUUUUAAAAAUUAAUAAAUACGUAUACUCUCGCAGAUGGGUGGAAAAUUUAACCGGAAAUGUAGAUAAAUCUCUUGUAGGCCUAAGUAAAUGUUCUUAAAUAUUCUCAACUUUAUAUUUCCAACGCGUAGAUAUUAAAAUUAACAUUCGGCAAAUUUUAUAUUUAAAAUUUUGAGAGCGAUUGAUUAUUCUUGACCGAUUCUCUUUCAUGAGAUUUUUAAGUAAUUUGCGCUGGUAGACAGCGAUUAUGAAAUAAAAACUAUCUUCCACUUUUAUAAUGGACAUUGUCAAUUUUUUUUACAUGGAAGCAGAUUCCAUUUGGAAGCGACUUUUGACUAGUUAUGUACUAAUCUUAUAAAUACAUUAUUUAAGGAUCAUAUUUUUUAUAUUGUACUGUGAUACAUACAUAUUUAGUUUAUUUCUGUAUUAAGAGUUAACUGAAUAGCAAUAGGUUGAACCGGAUGCAGUCAGUUGGGGUAACUGUACGCACCUGUCAUAGACUAUAUUAAGAUAAAAAUUUUAAAAAAUACCUUCAAUUAUUUACUUAAACUCUUAUUUAUAUAUAGUAAGAUAACCACCUCGUUCUUCCGUAGUUUUGUGAUAUAAUAACGUUUAAUUUGACUCUUGUGUAGAACUGUUGCAAUAAUCUCAAUUACUAAAACUUUCUUCCUACUACUCGUAGAAGCUUUAGUAAGUACCUAAUUCCUUGGCAGUGUCAACUUGUUCUUGAGACAGUAUUUUGCAAUAUGGAUUAUGGACAUUUUCUUUUGUUUUGCGAUAUGUUGUGUUCCUACAGUUAACCUCAUACACUUACCUCAAACCUGUAGGCUAAAUUAUUACUUGAAAUUCUUCUUCUUUUUCUUCUUCUUCUUCCAGUGGUUAGGUAGGUUCAUUAGUGUGACGUGACGUCCUGACAUCAGCGUCGCCAUUUUUGUUGGGAUAGGUCAUAAGACGCGAUCCAAUCCAUUUAUAAACAAUUUGAGAAU
Molecule: messenger RNA, 2268 nt
Organism: Anoplophora glabripennis (Asian longhorned beetle)
Lineage: Eukaryota; Metazoa; Arthropoda; Insecta; Coleoptera; Cerambycidae
Product: protein Wnt-1-like
Exons: 5
Biological process (GO): canonical Wnt signaling pathway; neuron differentiation; cell fate commitment
Cellular component (GO): extracellular region
Molecular function (GO): frizzled binding; cytokine activity
Source: RefSeq, a predicted model, not a curated record